Colletotrichum scovillei is the source of this 4137-nucleotide messenger RNA. RefSeq lists its product as uncharacterized. The record is from RefSeq and is a predicted model, not a curated record. Gene Ontology annotation, cellular component: membrane. The transcript has 5 exons. Bases 88 to 3708 code for a protein of 1206 amino acids. Gene Ontology annotation, biological process: arachidonate metabolic process. Lineage: Eukaryota; Fungi; Ascomycota; Sordariomycetes; Glomerellales; Glomerellaceae.
AAACACCCCCGGAAGGCGGGUGACCGACGGAAUAUACUUCCUACACGCUAAUUCCUUUCUAUCGACUGAAGCACACAGCCGUCUUUCAUGGAUUCUCAAAGUGCUUGGCUAUCAGAGACAUCGUCGCCGGUGGUGCAAGCCCCAGUCAUCUUUUCUCAGGCUGCGGAAGUCGGCGGAGAAUGUAGUGACUGUGAAGAACGUCCUGUGGUUUUCAAGUGCCCACGGUGUCCCCUCCCGCUUUGUGAGAUUUGUUGGCAUGAAAAACCAACCCACAAGAGAGGAGCCGUAGGUCAUCAACAACUUCUUCUGGACGGGUCUCCUGUGGAAGAUCAACCCAACACCCUACGGUUGCUGGAACAGGCUCUCAAGUCCGACUGGUCUCAAGAGUGUCGGGAAGAACAGCACCGCGCCGACUACACCACAGUCUGGUUCGCAAUCACCCAAUCUGAUCAGGAGUCGCUGAGCAUCGAAUCGUUUGCGCGAUUCCGAGACCUCAUACAUCAACAUCGCCAAAGCCAUCCAACCGUGGAACAUGUUUACCCUCGUCUGGUAUCCUUCAUGGGCGGUAGUGGAGUCGGAAAGAGCACCCUGAUUCAUGCCAUUGUUAGGCAGCUUUGGGUGCCUACUGCGGAAGGCGGAUUUGAAACAAGCUGUCAAGUUGCUGCUCCAGUCAUUGGCGACGACAGUGCAAUUCCAACGUCUUCCGACGUUCGCCUUUACGGCGAUCCAAUCGGUAGCAGAGACGGGCCUGAGAAUCCGAUACUCUUCGCAGACUGCGAAGGCUUCGAUGGCUUGAGUCGAUCUGCUGCAGCCAAUGUACUCGAGCAAGAUAAUAAGGCCAAUAGGCAGGCCAACCAUCAGUCUGAGGGGUCUGCAGAGGGCUCGUCUUCACGUUUCAUAAACAGAACAUGGGAUAGCAUCCGUCGCAAGCUUCAGUGGUCCGGCGAUGUCAAAGGCCGUCGGUAUUCUGCUCUGGAGCAACUGUUUCCCCGGCUCCUGUACAACGUUUCUGAUGUACUGGUGUACGUCAUUUCUGAAGCGGAGAAGAAGCAAUUGGGAGGGGUUCUCCAACGUCUCGCCGACUGGUCACAAAAGUCCGCAACAGCGGCGAUCAAUAGGACGUCACUCCCAUCACUCAUCGUUGUCUUGAACCGGUCCGAUCCGAAUUCGUCGGAUUGGGAACCUGACGAGACAACCAAUCGACUGUUCCAUGAUCAUCUUGAAGUCCUACAAUCAGUUCUUGGGCAUUGCUUUUCCUCAGUCAACUUCAUACGUAUCCCUCAUCGAAAAGACCUAGCACGGUUGGCGUCUCAGACCAAACUCCUUCGCGACAUGAUAAACCACGCGUCUAUGAAAGCUUAUAAAGCUAAACUUGCAUCCAACGCCUUGCUUGAGGCGGAGCAUCAAAAUCUUUUCUGUCGCAUGGCUUUUGAACAUUUUUCACAAUAUCGAGACAAGCCUUUCGAUUUCAUAGAGACGUUCUUCUCGAUUACACCACUGCCGACAAAUUUGGCGAACAGCUUGGCCAACAUGCUCCUUGCCGCCACCAACUCACUCGUCACCAAAGAACGGCCCUUGCACUCCGAAGCUUUAGCUGAGAUCCUACUUGAGACUGUGACUCCCGUGAUCUGUUCAGCCAUCGCCAUAGAUGUACAUCGAACUUACAAUCUACUUCCUGGCUCACUUUCUGGCCUUAUACAGGGGGAGAUAUCCCACCCUGACGAAUCCGACCUAAACUUUCGGGAGUUUUCCUACGAGAGACAAAUCGAGGAAGCAUGUCAAACGUUCCUCGACAUGACAUGCAGCUGUACAUACAGCAGAGCCGGGAACAGUUGCGUCAACAAAGCUGUAGCCCAUGCACAAGACCGUCCCCAUCAAGAUUCUUGGGGUAACGACAUAGGGCGUGGGAGCGCUGGCUCCUAUGAAGCAGACGACUUCCACAAUCAUUUCAGUUCUUCAUGGCAUGCUGGGUUUCUCAGAGGUAUAGACGACCUCGACGAGAAAAGAGAUUCAUUGUUGUCAAAGGGCAAGACAGACUUUGUAAUGCCCAUGCUGUGGGCAAUUCACAACGAUUCGAUUCUGCGGAUGCACAGAACGGUCGACAAUUUGAAAUUCCCCGACUUGUUGGGAUGUUUCUGGUGUUUGAAACAUGUGCCGACUGAACGACUACCAUGCGGCCACUGGAUCUGCGAAUCUUGCUUGUAUCAGAUGUCUGAGACAUGCUUGUAUGAUGACCGACUUUACGUCAUUCGACGUUGCAACCGUCACGCAGGAGGUCUGGUAUUCGACUCAGCAUUUGAGUACCUCCGUCUCCCAUCGACGCUUGGGCGAAGACUUUUAUCCUUAGACGACGGUGGCGUAAGGGGCAUCGUUCAACCAGUCAUUCUCAAAGAGAUACAGGAAGAACUCGGCCGUGAGUUCCCUGUUCUGGACUGCUUUGACCUGAUCGGAGGUACCGGCUCUGGUGGUAUCAUCUCCUUAGGGCUGGCAUCGUCCAAUUGGCGUAUCACUGACGCCGCGGAAAAGUUUCGACAACUUGCAGCCAUUGCAUUUUCCGAAAGGAAUGAUUGGAGCCCGUUCUUUUGGAGAUCCAAGCCAACUUAUCGGUCCGAAAACUUGGCAAAGGGUGUCAAACUUGCAUUUGGGCCUGAUGGAGAAUCGCAAAUGACUGAAUCCAUGUCUAAACGAAAAGCCUCUGGACAUAACCCAGCCCGGAUGUUCGUGACAGUUUCGGUGGCUGCCCAGGCUGGCGAAGUGGUUGCUAACUACCACAGACCGCGAGACGGUGGCUCGGAAAAAACACACUUCGGACCUGUGGCCCAUGCCCAUUCAUGUGACCUCAGCAUUGAAGCCGCGGCUCAAGCAACUUUCUCUUUGCCAGGCUUAUUUGAUCCAAUUCGAAGCGGAAAAGGCAAAGAAUAUAGCGGCGGCGGUCCUGAGUAUUCCAAUCCCGCCAGAGAAACUGUCAUUGAAGCCCAGAGAAUAUGGCCAAAAGCAUCAAAUCUGCAUCCCGACGUCCUAGUUUCCAUCGGCACCGGCUGCUUAGGGCGGCAACCCACAUCUUCUGAAUCAUCAGAGCCACGUCCCCAGCACGGUGUCAAUAACGCCGAUAUGACUUGGAACGAACUUUUCGGUAAACUCGCAGAAGACAACUACAAUCGCUACAUACGGCUUUGCCCAGAAUUUCCAUAUUUCCUUCCGGAAAUUGACCAAAUACGCGUGUUGACGGGAGCAAACCGACAUAUGGAGACUGUCACCGCCAACUUCCUCACAAACGAUCGAAAACAGAUAAUUACCAAUGGUAGCAAUGGUAGCCAAAUAGGUCUUGUUGUUCGUCGCCUGGUAUCGACGACAUUCUAUUUUCAACGGACAAAGGCAGUUUCAGAGGGUAACGGUGAUAUCAUCAUUUCAGGCGUCAUACGAUGCCGGUACAAGAACACUUCGGACAUUGUCAAGGCGUUUGGGAAGAAGAUCAGAGGGUACAUGAACGCUUGCUUCAUCAUUGAGCCUUCGCAUGCCGUGCUUUGGAGCUUCAACAUGGAGGCUCUUGACCGAAUGAAUGGCGAAGGACGUUUCCACGCUGACAUUGAUUUCCGCCUUCCAGCUUCGUCGGCGGUAGUGGAUAUCAGGUUUGCUGCCAAGGGCUUCUUUGCGGAGAGCAUCAGCGGAUGUCCUCUUCCAGUAGAUGACCUGCAAAAAAGCCUCUAGUCUCAUGUCAUGAACGAUGCAUGGAAGACAAAAUUGAGUAUUGAGCAUGCCACUUUUCGGAUGACUUUCGAAUGACUUUCGGAUGAGGUAGGAGGCAAGUGUGUCUCGUACGCUUGCCUCUAUGUAGAAAGAAGCCACAUGCAAAUGACUAUUACAAAGCUGGGAUUGCGUUCGUACGGACAGCUUUUGCGUAAAACCCCUAGCCGCCUGCCUUUACAGUGUCCUAUCUCUCUUCACGCUGGAUUGGCCCUUUCUCUCACUGCCACUAAAACCCAAAAUCCCACUCAUCCCCUUCCUUCUUACCGACACAUCAAGGGCUUGCCGUGCAAGACAUGUCACUUGACUUAAUUCGCGGCAUCAUGCUUCGCUUCUUGGCUGCCUAUCCAAAUGUUGAGAGUGUGCCAAUGGACUGUGAAGGAUUUCUCGUCG